GAAACAAGCAAUACGUCAAUCAAAAUGGCUACCAAACCCCUUACGCACAAUAGCAAGAGGAAGGUUGCCUCUGACGGAAAGGAGAAAGGUGAUUUCAAGAACAAGAAGCCUCGUUUGGAGGAGACAUCAAAUGGGAAGGCAUCUGGAUCAGAGCAACAAACUUCUCGAGAGUCGCAUGCGAAACAGAAGCAACUUGCUCUAGAGCGAAAAGCUGCCAAACCUUUAGCCGAUGAAGUUCAGCGAACCAAGAAGAUCUGGGAACGAUUGCGCCUCAAGUCCCACGUUCCAAAAGAUGAGCGACAGCAGCUGGUGGCAGAACUAUAUGGAAUCAUCACCGGCCGCAUCCGAGAUUUUGUCCUGAAGCAUGACGCUGUCAGAGCUGUUCAAACUGCGAUCAAAUACUCCACACCAGAGCAGCGAAAACAGAUUGCGCAGGAGCUCCAGGGAACCUAUGCGCAGCUUGCCGAAGGACGCUAUGCCAAGUUUUUAAUCGGAAAACUUCUCGUCCACAAUGACGACGAAAUCCGCGACAUCAUCAUCCCCAACUUCUACGGCAAAGUUCGAAAGCUCAUAAACCACUCCGAGGCCUCGUGGAUCUUGGAUGACAUUUACCGGACGGUCGCGACAAAGGAACAGAAGGCCCUGUUAUUGCGCGAAUGGUAUGGUCCCGAAUUCACCCUCAAGGAGUUGACCAAGGACAUCAAGGCAACUUCGGAUCUGAAGCAGAUCUUGGAAGAUGAACCGAGCAAGCGAGGACCCAUCAUGAAGAGUUUGCUGGACCUCAUCAACUCACUUGUCCAGAAACGAAUGACCGGCUUCACUAUGCUGCACGACGCAAUGCUUCAGUAUUACACAAAUACACAGCCAGGAUCCGAAGAAUUCAACGAGUUUAUGGAAUUGAUCAAGGGCGAUGAGACGGGCGAUUUGCUGAAGAAUCUUGCCUUUACCCGUUCUGGUGCAAGAAUCGUCUGCCUGCUGCUGGCGUACGGUACGGCCAAAGAUCGAAAGGUCUUACUGAAAGCUUACAAAGAUACCUUUACGUUGAUGUCGGGAGAUCAAUACGGCCACCUCGUGCUCUUGACAGCCUACGAUGUUAUCGAUGACACUAAGCUGACCUCGAAAGCUAUUUUCCCGGAGCUUGUUGGAGAAAAAGAGGAGGAGGUUGCACAGAACAUUGUCGCUGCUGCCAACAACGCUAAUGCCAGAAUUACUCUUCUCUAUCUGCUCGAAGGAUUUUCCAAGUCGCUGUUCCCUGCCAGCAACGCUUAUGACUUGGAUGUGCUGAAGGAAGUUCACGAGAUCCGCAAAACCACAAGCAAGAAGGAGGAUGACGUUCGACGCAAAGAACUUUCAGCAGUGCUAUCGCCAUCCUUGAUUGAUGCAAUUGCCGCCUCGCCUUCUGACCUCACCUCAACGCCAUUCGGCUGCCAGUUUGUCGCCGAUGUUCUCCUUUCUGGAAUCGGAGACAAGCAAAAGGCGCUGGAGGCCCUUGCUCAGUCUGUUAGCGGUAGCCCCAAGCAAGAGCCGUCAGAAGACGAAAUUGCUCCUAGAUCGCACAUUGCCAAUACACCUUUUGGAGGCCGAAUGCUCAAAUCUCUCAUCCAAGGUGGCCGUUUUGACAGGGCCACUGGCAAGGUGAAGCUGGUUGAGCCGCCGUUGGGCUUUUCUAACAUUCUGUACCCCGUCGUGAAGAAGCACAUCAUGGAUUGGGCUACUGGGCCAAGUUCAUUUGUCGUGGUCGCUUUACUUGAGAGUGAAGAAUUCACUAGUGCAGAAGAAUUGAAGAAGACACUGAAGAAGAACAAGAAGGAGUUGCAAAAGGCGGCGACCGAGCCAACCGCGGAGCAAAAGGCUGCCAAGGAGGCUAGCGAGGGUGAUGAGGCUGGGAAGAAGGGCAAGAAGAUGGAGGCGCCCGUGGGCAACAAGGGUAGCAAGCUGCUGUUGGAAAAGCUGUGAAGCAGUACUGUGGAUCAGCCGCAGAUGGUCAUCAUAUUCCCCAUAUCCUCAACGGAGCAUGUAGCGAGAGCCACGUCUCCUAUCAGCUCUAUUCUUUCAUUGCAGCAGCCUAAUAUAAUGAUUUUCAAGUGUUCGCAAACCUGAUAACUGCCUUGAGGUGGAAUGGAUAUAUUAACCAAGAGUGAAGAAAAGAAAGACAUCCAGCAAGGCGAAAGUUAUUGUCACGAGGCUGUUUGUAACACAAAGCAAAGUAUAGCGGGGAGGAGGUGAUGCCUCGGUUGGUUUGCGUUUUGGAUGUCUGCGAGGAGCCGAGUUGUUUGUUCCAUGACGAGUCGUCCCCUGGCGAGUUUGAGAUGUGUAUGCCAGAGAACACUAAGAAUAUCGACAUGUACAGCACAGGUACCACUCAUGAUUCCACUGGGGGGGUCACACAAAGGCAAAGGACCUGAUGGAGGUUGGUCGGCGAAGCAGAGUAAGGAAAGCUGGGGAUCGCAGAUUGGUCCGAGUUGCUGCUCACGAGUUUCCGGAUGCGUUUGGUUGUUGCUGAAUGAGGCGAUGCAAGGAGCUCCAAGAAUAGAAUUGGGAGAGGGCAUUGCAUGUUGGUAGACGGCAAAACUCGUAUAUUUUCGAAAUGCUCAAAGAGAUGCAGAGUAGUCGCACUUAGUCAACGCGUCGUAGCACAAGAAAUCAAGGCAGAAGAUCAAGAAACG
Trichoderma virens Gv29-8 is the source of this 2666-nucleotide messenger RNA. RefSeq lists its product as uncharacterized. Gene Ontology annotation, biological process: regulation of translation. Lineage: Eukaryota; Fungi; Ascomycota; Sordariomycetes; Hypocreales; Hypocreaceae. The record is from RefSeq and is a predicted model, not a curated record. Bases 25 to 1956 code for a protein of 643 amino acids. Gene Ontology annotation, molecular function: mRNA binding. The transcript is spliced from 2 exons. Gene Ontology annotation, cellular component: nucleolus.